Vollenhovia emeryi is the source of this 3414-nucleotide messenger RNA. RefSeq names its product E3 ubiquitin-protein ligase UHRF1-like (gene UHRF1). The transcript is spliced from 8 exons. Bases 425 to 2623 code for a protein of 732 amino acids. Lineage: Eukaryota; Metazoa; Arthropoda; Insecta; Hymenoptera; Formicidae. The record is from RefSeq and is a predicted model, not a curated record. Gene Ontology annotation, biological process: negative regulation of gene expression via chromosomal CpG island methylation; protein ubiquitination. Gene Ontology annotation, molecular function: protein binding; ubiquitin protein ligase activity.
UUUUAAAAUAUUUCUGUGCUAUUAGGGUCGUAGGCGGGUCCCUCGAGGGCACCUACCUCAGCACGUCGCGAUACGGCAAUGGAGUGCAUCGAGUAGACUUUACAAACCAACAAAUGAGAGGCGAGACUCCCCUUCCACUUGGCUCCCGUGUUGUUAUGGUGGACCGCCUUUCCCGCGCGGCCGUGCGCCCGUUAACCGUUUCCCGCCAAAGUCGGCUCAACAAUCGCCCGAGACAGCUGGUCGCAGGUACCGUGUAACUAGUACCUGAGCCGGGUACGGCGUGGAGUUGACGCGCAAACUAGCGCGUUAAGUCGUCCGUUCGCCUCUACCGUGUUCCCUCGCUCUCUCUCGGUCGUCGCCCGCGUCCAGCCCAGACAUUUUUCCCCUUCUUCGCCUGAUAACGGAGACCUUUAUUUCGUGGAGCAUGUCCUUCAAAGUAAAAACCACCGACGGAAAGAGGGAAAUAUCGGUGAAGCUCACGAAGCUGACCACUGUGGAAGAUUUGAAGCGCGAGGUUGAAAAACGGCUGCACGUUAAGGAGGACUUGCAACGAUUGUUCUUCGCCGGGAAGCAAUUGGAAAAUGGCUAUCACCUCGAUAAUUAUAACAUAGCUUUCAAUGACAUCGUGUUGCUUAUGGUGAAAGCCAAGGUAAAUAAUGUUGAGAGAAAAAGUUCCGUCGGUGAAGAAAGCACAAAGGAGAAGGAAGAUGGCGAGCAGGAGGAGGAGGAAGAGGAGGAAGCUGAGAGCUUGUAUUACAAAAUUGGAGACGCGGUGGAUUGUAGGGAGGAGAGAACUGGUGCCUGGUUCGAAGCUAUUGUAAAAUUUAUUUAUAAAAAAGGAGACGAAACGUUCUGUAAGACAUUUUGGGAGUUUGAUCAGGUGAUACCUCCUUGCAAUGUACUUGAGGCUAAUGUGCGACCGCGCGCGCGACGCUCCAUAACGGUCGACGAAUUAUCGGUUGGUCAGACAGUCAUGAUUAAUUAUAACACAGAUGAGCCCGACAAAAUUGGACUGUGGUACGACUUUACGAUAUCCGAAAUAAUCAACAAAACGAGGAGGUGCACGCUGGCUGGGCGAUUGCACAUAGGGAGUGACAGCGCGAUUAACGUCCGGACGGAAGUCAAAGAAACCAUAUACGCAAUAGAAACACCUAAGUUAUUAACAGCUAGAACUGCAGAAGACGAACAGUUCAUGAUAAGUAGCGGCAAAAAGAGAGCUGUGGAUCCUGCUUGCAAGGAGUGCAAUGACAAUCCUAACAGUGACUGUCGAUCGUGCGGCUGUAAAAUCUGCGCAGGCAAGGAAGAGGAAAACACGCUUCUGAUUUGCGACGAGUGUGACGAUAUGUUUCACAUGAAAUGUCUGACUCCACCGCUUCUGGAACUGCCGCAGGAGGCUUAUUGGUACUGUCCUGAAUGUAAAAUCGACGAAAAUGAAAUAGUCAAGGCAGGGGACAAACUGAAAGGAACGAAAAAGAGACCCAUCCGAAAAACUGGCGAAAAAGAACGAAAUUGGGGUGGUGGAAUGGCUUGCGUUCGGAGGCAGCAAAUUUGCUACAUAGUGCCCGAGAAUCAUUGCGGGCCAGUUCCGGGUGUGGACGUUGGUACGACUUGGAAGUUCAGAAUACAGGUUUCGGAAGCGGGAGUGCACAGACCGCCCGUAGGCGGCAUCCAUGGACGAGCAAACGACUGCGCGUACUCUAUCGUUUUAUCGGGCGGAUACGCUGGGGACUACGACAAUGGUGAUGAGUUUCUGUACAGCGGCUCGGGUGGUAGAGACUUGUCAGGUAACAGGAGAACCAACUCACAGAGCAAGGACCAGGAGCUAAACAGAAUGAAUUUGGCACUGGCUAGGAAUUGCAACGCUCCUGUGAACUACGAAGACGGCGCGGCAGCCUCCAAGGACGACUGGAAGAAGGGAAAGCCCGUCCGAGUCGUACGAAAUUACAAAUUAAAGAGUACUUACGCACCGGCGGACGGGAACAGAUAUGAUGGUAUAUAUAAAGUGGUUAGAUACUACCCGACCAAAAGCUACGGCUUUCUCAUGUGGAAGUACGUAUUAAGACGGGACGAUCCCACGCCAGCGCCAUGGACUAAGAAAGGAAAAGCGAGAAUCGAUUUUCUUGGCUUGAAGCUGUUGUAUCCUGCUGGAUAUCUCGAUUCGACGGAAUCGUUUAGUCAAAGCGGAGGUAAGAAACGAGGCAACAGCAGCAAUACCGAUGACAGUGGCGAAGAAGACAACGCCGUGGCCGUGAAAAAGUUCAAGAAAAUUAAGUGUGCCUUUGAUCUGGAUGACGAAUUGAAGUCCUUAAUAAAAGAUGAUAAGGUAAAUGCUAAAUUGUGGGCCGACUGUAAAGCGACUUUGAUCGAUGGGAAACCCGCCUUCUUGAAUUGCGUCUCGGAAAGAUUUAAGUGUGUUUGCUGUCUCGGAUUACUUUACAAUCCUGUAACGACUCCCUGCGGGCACAACAUCUGCUUGAAAUGCUUAAAACAGAGCUUUGCCUCUGAACUUUAUAUCUGUCCUACAUGUCGGUACAAUCUAGGCAAAACUUACGAAAUGACGGUCAAUCAGACAUUAUUAUCUGCAUUACUAUUAAUUUAUCCUGGCUACAAGGGCGAACGGUAAUGUUAUCUUCGUUCAAUAACAUAUGAAUUGCUGAUUUGGUUUGUACGAGUUCAGUUUGUUCAAGUCAUAAGGCUAUAUCGAAAUUAUAUUGAAUGCGUUUAUCUAAGUUAUAAGUGUCUAAGCCUGCGAUCGGUUUUCGGUUGAUUUUGUCGAUACUGUCAUUCGUAUUUAUUUCAUAAUAUCUCUAUCUUGGAGACAGUAGCCUGUAUCCAUGAUACUAGGUCUCUGCUCAAGAAAUGUAUAGCCAAUUUGCAACUUUGGGGAUAAAGGUCAAUUUUAUUGGCUACGCAUUUCUUGAAAAUCUCGGAUUAAAAUCCAAUAUCGUGGAGAAACAAAGGACUUCAGCUGUAAAGGAUUUUGACGCGUUGUCACACAGGGAUACAAGAGGAGUAGAGAUGGCAGUAGGCAAAAUUGAUCGCAGUGUUAAAAAUUUGAGACCACUCUAGUUGUCUAGAUUUUGUAGUGGAGAAAAAUUGACAAUUCUAAUUUGGAAGUUAUAUUUUUAUAUAGAUUUCGUGAAACGUUACAUACAGGGUGUCAAAUUCGUUUGUGACCCAAAAAUUAUGGUAGUGAUUGCAUCAAACGGAAAGAAAAAGUUAUAUACCAUUUUGCAAAAUUCGUAAUAAUUAUCGUGAGAUUAAGAAAAACGUCUAAGCGAAUAAGCGCACGGAGUAGCGGAAGGUCGCCGCUCGAGGCGGCGAGUAGGGAGGCACCGCUUAAACCCAAUGUCCACGAUGCUAGAACUUGGUCCAAGUUCUAGUUUCGAUAAAUGUGUGGCCAAUCAACUUGCA